Molecule: messenger RNA, 363 nt
Organism: Prorocentrum cordatum
Lineage: Eukaryota; Dinophyceae; Prorocentrales; Prorocentraceae
Source: the annotation of a GenBank genome assembly
AUGCUGGAAGGUGCUUCCCUGCUCGCCCAGGUCGGGUGCCCCGACUCCCUUGCCGCUCCCGAGCAGCUGCUGCUGCUGCUCGGGUUAUGUUGGCCGCCCCUCCUUCUCUUCCUCUCGGAGAACAGACAGCGGCACAAGUAUAGAUGCUCGAAAGGUCCGCGCGGACUGCUUCGGUCGGCGCUGGCUGGGCUCCCGUCCCCGCACGCCUGGCGGAGCCUCCAGCGCCGCUCUUGCAGCGCUCGGAGUGCUGGGGAAGAGGUGUGGGGAGGGGUCCGGCGCCGACCCGUCAUUACGCAAGGACUUGCAAAUGCUAGUAUGUGUGACAUUUGUUUGCUGUCGUAUCCCUCGCCAUCCUACAUGUGA